AAAGAAGUGCUGUGUUGCACAGAUAGGGUUCGAUGUAUGCGAUACUCCACAUGUCUUGUCUGUUCAGGCUGACACUCGGCGGUCGACGAAUUCAGCACAGUGGCGGGAGGAGUACCAAAUGGCUGGUCGACGUUUAGGUUUGAGUUAAACAAUCAUUAUAUCGGUAAAUGUGAACUUCUAUAACACUGCUGUGUUGCAGUGUUGUCUUUGUACAACGGAAGCGGAUAUGAUAUCUCUGAUGCAUCGCAGAAAGGAGAAGAAGAUGCAAUGAAAACCAGAAAACAGACGUUACAAGAAAUAAGGAGCAGCCGUCCAGCAACAAGGAGUCAAGGUCUUGUGGAGGCUGUCUCAUCCGGCAUAAAAGCACCAGCCAGGCGACGGGUCAGUCAUGCAGGCACAACAAGCCAAUCAGCAAAAACGCCCAAUGGCUCCAAAGGACAGACGAGGAAAAGGACCAGAAAAACAAAGAGCGGACGGGAGGAACCGGGCAUCAUGCGUGACCUGCGUGCCGCCCUGCGGUGGAUGCGGAGCAACAACCAGCGGUUCCGUGGCCAGGUGACGGAGCCGAGCGUUCUCCAGAUGGUGGAGGAGGACCAGCAGGAGGCUCUGAAGACUGCCCUGGAGUCCGACUACCCCGAAGCCAAGGACCCCUUCCUGUUCAUCUUCCAGUUCCGCGAGGACAUGGACGCGUUUGUGGACGCCUGCGCCGACGACCAGGGCCUGCAGAUCAGCUGCAUGUUCCUGGAGACCGUCUCCUGAUUGUGUGCGUGUGUGCGUGUGUGCGUGUGCGUGUGUGCG
Molecule: messenger RNA, 798 nt
Organism: Clupea harengus (Atlantic herring)
Lineage: Eukaryota; Metazoa; Chordata; Actinopteri; Clupeiformes; Clupeidae
Product: structural maintenance of chromosomes protein 5-like
Source: RefSeq, a predicted model, not a curated record